CGGCAUGCUCAAUAAUGCUCUUAGAUUGGUUAGUUUUUAUCGGGUGGGUGAAUGCACCAGUGGUAUCAUUUGUUGUCGUAACGAUUGGCUUGAAUAAAAAAUUGUGAAGUAUUGUGAGCCCUUGGGAUGAUUAUUUCGAGGAAUAGAGCAAGUUCUUUAUUAUUAUUUAUAUUAUUUAACCUUCAACACUCGCGAACUGGCAGUUCGAAAUCAAAUAUUUCCGAGAAUAUUUCCACGCGGAUAUUCGAACUUCCCACCAGUUUCGUGGCUUCCCAUUCGUCCUCUCUUCAGGCCAAUCACCAAAGUUUCAAAGGUUGAUAGAAAAAAAGAGUCGAAGCCGAAACGUUUAUUCGCAGGAGAAAAAAAAUAGUUGACAAACAAUAAAAACGGACAGGUGAACAAUUAAAAUCGUUAAUUAAUUGCUAUUUCCACCCUGAAGCGUCUUCAUCGUUGGAUAUCUCUCGGAGAUGUGACUAAAAGAUGGUAAAAUCACACGACUGCCGGACCUAACCUCAAAAAAUCAGUUUUUAAUGGCAAUAAAUCCCGAAGAUCAAUGAAAUUAUUGAUAAUCCCCUGAUUAUCGAGGUAUUCGGUGAUAAUGGCGCACGAUAAGAAGGCACCGCGUCGUAGCCGAUCCCGCGAGCGUGAUCGCGAUCCCCACAGAGAUCGCCGUGACCGUCGUAGAUCGCGAAGUCGUUCCAAGGACAGAAAGACCUCGAGAAAAAGAUCGAGAUCGCGAGAGCGAUCCCCUCGGGAGCGUCAGCACGAUUCCAGGGGCACCAAUAGCACCUCGAAGUCGUCCUCGACGCCACACGACUCCAAGAAGCGAAAGCAGAGUCCUAUAUUUAGUCUUGAUGACAGAGACAAGGAGAAGCGAGACGAGAAAACGAAGGAUUCUCAUCAGAUUCUCGAUGAGAACGAGGUAGAGACUGAUAAGAAGCUUCCCAAGAAGGAGCCACUGAGUCUCGAGGAGAUUUUGGCGAAGAAGAAGGCUGAGGAGGAGGCGAGGGCCAAGCCCAAGUUCCUCACCAAGGAGGAGAGGGCAGCGCAGGCACUCGAGAAACGUCAGCAGGAGGUAAAUGCCCUUCGCCAAGCUCAGGAAUCUGAACGAAAAGCCCUCUUCACGUCUCAGGGUCCCUCCAACGACACCAGCUCCUCUCACCCCUCAGGAUCAUCCUCGACUCCCAGUAAGGAGCGAGAGUGGGAAGAGAAUCGAGACAAACGAAGGGAGAAGAGGGAUCACGAGGAGGUGAAGGAUAAGGACAAAGAGAAGGAGGUCGAGGCGAUUAAAGAGAGGUAUCUCGGUCUCAUCAAGAAGAAGCGACGUGUCAGACGCCUCAAUGACCGGAAAUUCGUGUUCGAUUGGGAUACAUCUGAGGACACCUCGGUGGACUACAAUAAUAUUUAUAAAGAGCGUCACCAGGUACAGUUUUUCGGUCGGGGAAAUCUUGCGGGAAUCGAUAUCAAGGCACAAAAGAGGGAUCAGAGCAAGUUUUAUGGAGAACUGUUGGAAAAGAGGAGGACUGAGGCCGAGAAAGAGCAGGAAAAGAUGAGAUUGAAGAAGGUGAAGAGGAAGGAGGAGAAGCAGAAGUGGGACGAUCGACACUGGUCGGAGAAAGCUAUCGAGGAGAUGACUGAGAGGGACUGGAGAAUAUUCAGGGAGGAUUACAAUAUCACGAUCAAAGGUGGGAGAAUUCCUGAUCCAAUUCGUUCGUGGAAGGAGUCCGGUUUCCCCAAGGAGAUUCUCGAUAUAAUUGAUAAGGUCGGCUACAAAGACUUAACCCCCAUUCAGCGUCAAGCCAUUCCUAUUGGCCUCCAGAACCGCGACAUCAUCGGUGUCGCCGAGACUGGCUCUGGAAAGACCCUGGCCUUCCUCAUUCCUCUCCUCCUGUGGAUAACUUCACUCCCGAAAAUCGAACGGCUGGAAGAAGCCGAUCAGGGCCCCUACAGCAUCAUUCUAGCACCGACUCGUGAGCUCGCCCAGCAGAUCGAGGAGGAGACCAAUAAGUUUGGCCAGCCACUGGGCAUUCGGACAGUUGUUGUCGUCGGUGGAUUAUCCAGAGAGGAACAGGGCUUCCGUUUACGCAUGGGCUGUGAAAUUGUCAUAGCCACACCAGGACGAUUGAUUGAUGUUCUCGAAAAUAGGUACCUUGUCCUCAAUCAGUGCACCUAUAUUGUGCUCGAUGAGGCUGACAGGAUGAUUGACAUGGGCUUCGAACCCGAUGUCCAGAAGAUCCUGGAGUAUAUGCCUGUCACCAAUCUCAAACCUGAUAAUGAGGAUGCUGAAAAUGAGGAGAAACUUCUUGCUAAUUACAAUACAAAGAAGAAAUUCAGACAGACGGUGAUGUUCACGGCGACGAUGCCUGCAGCAGUGGAAAGGCUUGCCAGAACGUACCUUCGACGACCAGCGGUUGUUUACAUCGGUAGUGUUGGCAAGCCGACAGAGAGAACCGAACAGAUUGUUCACAUAAUGGGUGAGGCCGAUAAGAGGAGAAAGCUCAUGGAGAUUCUCUCACGAGGCGUCGAGCCACCAAUCAUCAUAUUCGUCAAUCAGAAGAAGGGGGCGGAUGUCCUGGCAAGGGGCCUGGAGAAGCUGGGGUAUAAUGCCUGCACCCUCCACGGAGGGAAGGGUCAGGAGCAGAGAGAGUACGCCCUGGCUAGUCUCAAAGGAGGCAGUAAGGACAUUCUGGUGGCCACUGAUGUUGCUGGCAGAGGUAUAGACAUCAAGGAUGUCUCCAUGGUCAUCAAUUAUGAUAUGGCCAAGACCAUUGAGGAUUACACUCACAGAAUUGGAAGAACUGGCAGAGCUGGCAAGGCUGGUCUCGCCAUAUCUUUCUGCACGAAGGACGACAGCCAUCUGUUCUAUGAUCUCAAGCAGACGAUAUUGAGCAGUCCCAUCAGCACUUGUCCACCAGAGCUGCUCAAUCAUCCGGAUGCACAACACAAACCUGGUACUGUUGUGACGAAGAAGAGGAGGGAGGAGAAGAUAUUUGCGUGAGCGGAGGUUUUUACAAUUGUACAUUUCAUAACAAUCACCUGGUCAUCAGCCCUCGUCCAGUAGUGCAGAACCACUGGCUGCCAGGGGAUCUCAGGAUUGAACAUCUGCUUCUCUGAGGGCUUCCAGAGGGCAGACGAUAGAAUCAUUGCUGUCAUUUUG
Diachasmimorpha longicaudata is the source of this 3157-nucleotide messenger RNA. Its product is annotated as probable ATP-dependent RNA helicase DDX23. NCBI's taxonomy places the organism in Eukaryota, Metazoa, Arthropoda, Insecta, Hymenoptera, Braconidae. The transcript is spliced from 3 exons. Bases 599 to 2998 code for a protein of 799 amino acids. The record is from RefSeq and is a predicted model, not a curated record. Gene Ontology annotation, biological process: mRNA splicing, via spliceosome. Gene Ontology annotation, molecular function: RNA helicase activity; RNA binding; ATP binding. Gene Ontology annotation, cellular component: catalytic step 2 spliceosome.